Pochonia chlamydosporia 170 is the source of this 762-nucleotide messenger RNA. RefSeq names its product zinc finger domain-containing protein. Bases 1 to 762 code for a protein of 253 amino acids. NCBI's taxonomy places the organism in Eukaryota, Fungi, Ascomycota, Sordariomycetes, Hypocreales, Clavicipitaceae. The transcript is spliced from 2 exons. The record is from RefSeq and is a predicted model, not a curated record.
AUGUCCAUUUGCAAAUCUUGUGAAGAACCGCUCGUCUUGCGGCUCGACGACGACGCCGACAACGAUGAUACUGAAACUGCCGAGACUGUUCCUGAUGAUCUGGAGCUUGGUUGUGGAUGCCACUUCCACUGGGAAUGCCUUAUGGAAGAUGCAUCCUCAGUAGCACUAUCUCUAAAAUGCCCAAGCUGCGGAACAUAUCUACCUCAGAAUGAGGCAGGCGGCUCAUCUACAAACCAAUUCCGACAGAGUUCCGCUGCCGCCAUUCUAGCCCAGUACACCAAUGAAGGCGGCGUGCAAAAGGACCUCAACAUCAUGGAUUCAAUCACCGAAGAGGCGUAUAUCCAGAAUCAUCCCGAGGCACGACCUGCGAGAGCUUUUCAUGUCAUGUGUGCGGAAGGGGAUAUCGCAGGCAUUAUUGACUUGUUAAGAGACGCGAGCGAAGAGGGUGCCGAUGUGGGCAGCAUUAUUCGGUAUCAAGACCCAUUGGCGGACAUGAAGAGCGGAUUGCAUUUGGCUAUUGAAGAUCACCAAGAGGAGAUUGUAUGGACCCUGCUAUGGUUAUCUUCUACGGUCUCUACGGAUGUUUUCCCCCCUCUCGUUCGACAGACAGCCGAGGGUGUCGGAUUGGGACGAUUGGAUGUGGAUGCGGAUGCAGACAUUCGGCGCUUGAGAAAUUCUCAGGGCCUGGUGGCGGAGGUUAUCGCCCAGCGAAAUCCAGGGUCGCUGUCAACAUUGCUUGAGGCUGGUAUUUUGAGUCCUUGA